AUGAGCAGGCCACUGGGAACCACCACGAGGCGGUUCUUGGUCCAUGCCUGCCACUUCAGGAAGUCAAUAAACUCCAUACGAAGGCUGUAUUCCACCUCGCAUGUGUCUAUCGAUGGCAUCCAGCUCCCUACACUCGAGGACUUGUACCUCAAGGAGGGCGAUGACGGUGAGAUCAAGCACCCCGUGAGGGUAAACUGGGGGCCCCUCAACCUGACUGUCCUCUUCAUGCGGAACUGGGACCCCCUCCUGUCCGAGACUGAGCGCGAAGACCAACCCACCACUACAUCGCUGUCAUAUAGCGGUCGCUCUGCACCUGUGGGAUUGCCCAACCUCUCUCCGUGCGAGUGGGAGCGAGACUGGGCCGACGUCCGACGCGUAUGUGCCCAUGUCGGCGUACCGGAGAGCGACAUUCGCCUUGUCGACCUCUCGCGCGAGUACUGGAGUAGAGUGUUCGAGCCUGCCGUGGCAGUAUGGGAGUCAGGACGGACACCCAACCCCGACGUCACGUGUAACAAGGAGAUCAAGUUUGGCGCUCUCAUGAACCAUAUCAAACCCGGCCACUAUCUCGCGACUGGUCAGUUUUCUCUUGCUUGGACCCAAACUGACAUAGCAGGCCACUAUGCACGUGUCAUCCGUACCCCAACAGGAGCCACCCUUAACCGUGCCAUCGACAUGAAUAAGGAUCAGACAUACUAUCUCAGCCAAGUCCAAGAAGCACAGCUGGCCAAGGCCGUCUUUCCUUUAGCUGGCAUCCCCAAGCCCCGUGUGCGUGACCUCGCGAAGCACUUUGCUCUCCCCACUGCCGAGCGCGAUGAGAGCAUGGGUGUGUGCUUUAUCGGCGAGCGCGGGCGGUUUGGCGACUUCGUCUCCCAAUACACCUCUCCCACUACCACCAAGGGCUACUUUGUCAAGGCUGAUGGAGAACGCAUUACCGAGCACCGUGGCUUGCACUACUACACCAUUGGCCAGCGCCCCCGUUUAGGAGGCAUGGAUGGCCGCUGGUUCAUUGCACGCAAGGGUGUUGGAGAGGGAGAGGACAUCCUCCUCGUCCCAGGAAGUGACCACCCGGCACUGCAGUGUGAGCAGCUCUGGUCGGGAGACUUCAACUGGAUCGCAGGCCACCCGCCGGCCGAGAUGGACGACGGAGGUACGCUCGACGCCCUGGUGCAGGUCCGUCACAGGAUGAGGCCUGUCACAGGCCGAGUGCGCACAGAUCAGAACCGGGUCUCUGUAGAGUUCCCCAACCCUGUUGGUGCUGUUGCCGAAGGCCAAAUCGUUGGCAUCUGGCGCGGCGAACAGUGCCUCGGCAGCGGUGUGAUUGACGCGACGAGGUGUUCGGCCUAG
Molecule: messenger RNA, 1344 nt
Organism: Apiotrichum porosum
Lineage: Eukaryota; Fungi; Basidiomycota; Tremellomycetes; Trichosporonales; Trichosporonaceae
Exons: 7
Coding region: 1-1344 (447 amino acids)
Biological process (GO): tRNA wobble position uridine thiolation
Cellular component (GO): mitochondrion
Molecular function (GO): sulfurtransferase activity
Source: RefSeq, a predicted model, not a curated record